This is a messenger RNA of Arabidopsis lyrata subsp. lyrata, 686 nucleotides long. Its product is annotated as S-protein homolog 31. The record is from RefSeq and is a predicted model, not a curated record. The transcript has a single exon. Bases 256 to 660 code for a protein of 134 amino acids. Lineage: Eukaryota; Viridiplantae; Streptophyta; Magnoliopsida; Brassicales; Brassicaceae.
UUGAUUUCCAUAAAUGUUAACUUGGUUUAUCCUUUUAUCUUCAAAAUUCAAUUCCGAUAGAUUUAUGUAUACUUCGGCCUCUUCACAUGUAAGAUAUCAUAUGAUAUCUGUUAUAACUUGGAACAAAUACAGAAGGAUAUCUUGUGCCAACAAUAGUAAUACAUAUGUGUGUGUAUAUAUAGUACCAGAAACACAAAAACCAAGUUAAUAAAACAAAACAUCUAAACAUCUAACCAGAACAAUAAAAAUAAAAUAAUGAAAAACCUUUCAGUAUUUCUAUUUGUUUUUAGCAUUUACAUUCUUGGCCAUGUAUCCGGCACUGGAAUCACAAUCACGAACGAACUCCAAUUCAAGAAACUCCUCUGGAUGAGGUGUUAUUCCAAAGAUGACGUAAUAGGUCCAAAAGUACUAUCAAUCGGACAGCAAUAUGAAAAUUCUUUUCGUGCUAACAUUUGGGGUACGACUCGUUUCAUGUGUACAUUGAAACAAGGACCUAAUUAUAAACACUAUCAAAAUUUUACAGCAUUUAAGCAAUAUACUGGUUAUGAUAAUGGAGCCGAUUGGGAUUGGAGAGCCAGAGAAGAUGGAAUCUAUUUAAAGAAAGAAGGUGGAAUAAGAAAAUCGGUUGAUAUGCAUAAAGUAUAUGAUUGGAUAAAUUAAAAAUGUUAACAAGCUAUCGGAGAACA